Molecule: messenger RNA, 2572 nt
Organism: Erythranthe guttata (spotted monkey flower)
Lineage: Eukaryota; Viridiplantae; Streptophyta; Magnoliopsida; Lamiales; Phrymaceae
Source: RefSeq, a predicted model, not a curated record
AAAAAGCAGAAAAAUAAUAAUAAAUAAAUUAGCAAAAAUGCUAAAUGUAGGACUAGAAAUGAUGAAUGCAGUUUUGGCCGAAAAUUGCAUAUAAGGGUAGUAUAGUACUUUCGCCUCUCCAGGGGUAUGUCAAAGGAUGAUUUUGGUUUGGGUUUAUCCCUAGUUUAUUUGGUAGCUAGGGGUAUGUAAAAUAAGCCCUAUAUGUUAUCCUUGUCUAUAAUUGAUAUAUCAUUAAUUAGUGUUAAUUUUAAUAUCACUACUAGAAAAUCACUCUUUAAUGACGCCUUAAUGACACCUUAAUAUGACACGGUAUAAAAAUUGUCUCAAUAAGUAUUCUAUUAUGACGCCUUAAACUAAAAGUAUCGGUGAUUUCCGCAUUUCUAUUUUUAUCCUUUUUUUGUAAAUUAGAAAAAAUAUAUUUUAUGACGCUUUUAAAUAAAUUGUCACAAUAUAGCGUGACUAUUGACACGCAUUAAUAAAGCGUGUUAAUAUCGUUUUACUUACCGACACAAAAAGGGUAGAAACAAAAAUAUAAGACCUAAUAAAAUAUUUCAAUAAAUUACACGUUUCCCUCUCUCAAUUUUAGCGGCAGCAAAUCACGUCUCAUUUUAUUCAUAUAAAAAUCUUUAUAUUCCUUUCUCCUCUCUUUUUUUCCCCAACUAAGAGUAGAAAUAUUGGGAAUUCUCGUAACCUACACUACUCACCCAGAAGAAGAAGAAUUGAAGAACAACUUUUGCUUAUAAGUUCUAUUAGGUGUGAAUACUGCAAUUUAUGGUGAAUUGCCGACAUACCCAAUCAAGCAAAAAACACCCGAAUACAAUUUCUCAGUCGUAAAUCCUUCGAGUAUGGACAAAAAAUGGAUGGAUUUUCCAAGGUCAAGCACAAAAUACCAUAUAGGGCUGAAAUAUUUUCUCGACUUUUCCUUCUCAAAUUCUACCGAUGGGACGAUCUUGUGCCCUUGCAAAAAAUGUAAAAACGCCAUUUGCAAAACAAGGGAUGUAGUGGUAGAACAUCUUCUUUGAUGGUUUUUUAAGUGGAUAUACUAAAUGGCUACUUCACGGAGAGACUAUCACUGAUAAAGCACAAAUACCACAAGAUUACGUUGACAUGGAUGCAUCUGAUAACAUGCAAGAAAUGCUACAUGAUAGAUUUGGGGUGCAUGAUGAAGAUGAUGAUUUGGAAAGAGAGCCACAAGUAGAACAAGCAGAAAGACCUUGUAAAGAAGCUGAGAAAUUUUAUAAGCUUAUGGAAGAUGCAGAAAAAGAGCUCUAUCCAGGAUGUCAAAAGUUUUCUAAACUUUCUUUCAUUGUUCGAUUGCUUCAUAUCAAGUGUCUCGGUAAUUGGAGUGACACUUCUUUUACCUUGAUUCUUAAUUUAUUAAGAGAGUCAUUUCCAGAAGGUGUCCAAUUGCCUAUAAACUACUAUGAAACUAGAAAGAUAUUGAAAGAGUUGGGCCUGAAUUACAAAAAGAUUGAUGCAUGCAUGAACAAUUGCAUGCUAUAUUGGGGUAUUAAUGAGAGUAAGACCAGGUGCGAGACUUGUGACGAGCCACGAUGGAUAAUACCAGACCGUAUUCAAGACGAAAAUGGUGUUCCUUCAAAAACCUCUAAAAAAGAUAAAAAAGUUUCGGCAAAAAUCAUUUGGCACUUUCCGUUGAAACCAAGAUUACAGAGACUGUUUAUGAAUUCUAAAACUGCUUCGCUUAUGAAGUGGCACGAAGAAAAGCGGACCAAAGAUGGAUUCAUGAGACACCCGGCAGAUUCUCCUGCUUGGCAUACUUUUGACUACCAUCAUCCGGACUUUGCCAAAGACCCGCGCAAUGUAAGAUUAGGUUUGGCAACCGAUGGUUUUAAUCCUUUUAAAACCAUGAAUGUCGCUCACAGUACAUGGCCAAUAAUCUUAAUGCCGUACAACUUGCCACCUGGACAUUGUAUGAAAAAAUCGUACUUUAUGUUGUCUGUACUUAUUCCCGGACCCACAGAACCUGGAAAUAAUCUUGAUGUAUACCUGCAACCAUUAAUUGCUGAGUUAAAGGAAUUGUUUGAUGUUGGAGUAAACACUUAUGAUGCUUCAUCAAAAGAAAAUUUCCAAAUGCGUGCAGCAAUAUUAUGGACUAUUAGUGAUUUUCCGGGACUUGCAGCUGUAUCUGGGUGGAGUACGAAAGGAGAGUAUGCAUGUCCAGUAUGUUACAAGUUUACCAACUCCAAAUGGUUGUAUAACUCUCAUAAAUAUUGUUACAUGUGCCAUCGUAUUUUUUUACCAGCACAUCAUCCAUAUCGAAACGAUAGAGGGUCAUUUGAUGGCACACAAGAGCAUUGAAAUGCACCUCCUUAUUUGAAGGGAUCUACAGUAUUAGAUGAUGUAAAGGAUAUUCAAAACAAGUUUAGGAGAAACACCGGUGAUCAAAAUUUACCUUACGGUUGGAAGAGAAAAAGCAUUCUAUUUGAUUUGCCGUAUUGGGAAAAAAAUUUGGUGCGCCAUAAUCUUGAUGUUAUGCAUAUAGAGAAAAAUGUGUGUGAUAAAGUUUUAUACACAUUAAUGAAUUCUGACAAAUCAAGGGAUAAUUAUAAGG